Rotaria socialis is the source of this 654-nucleotide messenger RNA. NCBI's taxonomy places the organism in Eukaryota, Metazoa, Rotifera, Eurotatoria, Philodinida, Philodinidae. The record is from the annotation of a GenBank genome assembly.
AUGCAACAAGAAGUCGUAUCGUUGAUGAAUCUUCAUACGGAUGAUAAUAAGACUGAUUGUUUUAGUUAUGUUGUGAAACGGUGUAAUAUUUAUGCUGAAAAUCUUGGUAUUAUAUUUCAAAAAGUACUCUGUAGACCGUGGCCAAUAUUAUCAAAACAAUCGAUACGAAAGAAAAGGAACCAAAAAUUGUCCAACUUUCAUCCUUGUGAAACAGUCACAUCGAUAGAUAUUAUAUCAAUUUUUCAAUCGAGUAAUAUACGUCAACAAUCAUUAACUGUAGCAUCAAUUCCACCAAAUACAUCCAUAAAAACAUCUAAACCACAAAUAUCAAGACAAUUAUUGGAGAGUUUAGUGACAGCAAUUGACUCAAAAAUGCCUUUAGCACAAAAUUAUAAAGAUGAUGUAUCACUACUUGAAUCUGAGACUGCUUUAUCAAAAGCAAAAACGACUUGCAACACUAUGGACUUCAACAUAUGCCAAGAAACUGACCUAAAAAUUGAUAGUCGAACCAAUCUCGAUACAAAUGACCUUUCCUCAACUACUUCUAGAGCAACAACAAAUGGGAAUCAUAGCAAUAUGUUAGCUGAUGACGAUCUGCCUGAUAUUGAUUCUACUAUAUAUUCAAGUAACAGUACUUGUGAAACGGUAAAUUGA